AUCAGCGUGUGCACGUGCGAAAUUUAAGUUGUGGUCUCUUCUGCUAUUGUACUGCUCCGCAUUCGCCGUUCACUGUAGUACUCUGUGGUGAGCGCUGUAUUUUGUCGUGAGAUAAUCGUGCAAGCUCCCGUCGGCUCUGUGCCUGCGUCACUCGCGGCCGAUGCCGCCCAAAAGGCAAUUUGGAAAGUACUUAUGGGACCCGUCCAUCGACGUUCCGAUACGCUCAAAAUACAGGUUCAGAAAACGUUCAUCAGUUGGCGCUUCGUCUACCGCGUUGGACAAGGAACGAGGUUCUGCAGAUGCCAGUGAAGAAAGUUCGCGUGAAAGCGAAGCAGACGCUGACACAGGCCACAUAGCACCGUUCCCUUCAACUGCUAGUGCAACUGAAGACAGCCAUAUUUUGGAAACCACGAGUGAAGCCUCGUCGACCUCGUCCUCCGAGGACAGCGAAUCGGAAGGCGACGCUGAUGUAUAUCCUGACCACGGCGAGCAGCAUUUUCCGAGAGGCUGGAAGGAUGAGUUGGAUGAAAACCUGUUUCCGGGAUCCAAGCUUACGAAAGCCGAAAGCCUCCUAAUGGUCAUGGCCCACAGCUUGCGCCAUGGCUGCUCAAAAGAAGCCACCGAGAGCCUACUGCAGCUUCUUAGUGCUCACUUGCCAGAAGGUGUCAAAUACCCGACAUCAAAGAACAAACUCCUUUAA
This is a messenger RNA of Dermacentor silvarum, 700 nucleotides long. RefSeq lists its product as uncharacterized. The record is from RefSeq and is a predicted model, not a curated record. Bases 161 to 700 code for a protein of 179 amino acids. NCBI's taxonomy places the organism in Eukaryota, Metazoa, Arthropoda, Arachnida, Ixodida, Ixodidae. The transcript has 3 exons.